UCUGUCAGUACCGUCAAAACUAAAAUAUAUUUGAGUGUUUUAUAUGCAGCUGUAUAAACCUGAAAAUGUCUUGGAAUGCGAAACAAAAAUUGCCCUUCCUGGAGGGAAAGGAUAGCGACUAUUUUCAAUCCUAUUCCCGCCUGGAGACCCACAUGAACAUGCUGAGGGACUCGGUGCGCAUGGAGGCUUUUCGCGAUGCCAUCGUCCAGAAUCGAGGGCUAUUCCAGGACAAGGUCGUGCUGGAUGUGGGCUGUGGCACUGGUAUACUAUCCCUCUUUGCCGCCGAGGCGGGAGCCAGUAAAGUUAUAGCCGUGGAAUGCACCGAUAUAGCGGAUUUAGCCGAGGAGAUAAUAAGGGACAAUCAGAAGGAGGAUGUGGUGAAGGUGGUCAAGGGAUUGGUGGAGCAGGUGGAGCUGCCCGACGGCAUUGAGAAGGUGGACAUCAUAGUCUCCGAGUGGAUGGGAAAUGCUCUGUAUAUGGAGGCCAUGAUAAACUCCGUGCUGUUUGCCCGGGAUAAGUGGCUCACGCGUGGUGGGCGAAUCCUGCCCAGCACUGGUAACCUCUGGUUAAUGGGGGCCUAUGAUCCGCAUCGGCGGACUAAUCUUAACUUUUGGUGCAACGUGGAGGGCAUCGACAUGGGCUGUGUGAAAAAGCCAUUCUCCCAGGAGCCCUUGGUGGAGUGUGUGCCCAUCCAGCAGCUGCUCACCGACGAGUGCUUCAUACACUCCACCAACCUGGCUGUGGCCCGCAACCAGCCGGUGCAGUUUCAAUCGAACUUUCAAUUAAAAGUGAUGCGAACUGGAAUUAUCAAUAUGCUGGUCCUGUACUUCGAUGUCUUGUUUCCGUCGGGAAAGUCGAACAAAUCCGUAACCCUGUCCACCUCGCCGCAUUCGCCAUGGACCCACUGGGAGCAGACCGUGCUCCAUCUGGACGAGCCACUGUAUGUGAGGAUCAGGGAUCGGGUGCGCGGGGAGCUGGCCAUGACGCCCACUGGACAAGAUGGACGCGGCAUGAACUUUGACCUGCACCUCAGCUUCCGUGGCGAAAGAACGCGAGUGGAGAGCUUCAAGAGCUUCUGCUCAUCAAGUUGAACCUGGGAGUCCAUUUGAAAUCGAAAAACAUAAGAAUGUUGAACCGAAUUGAUAACUGCCAUAAAAUGGGUCGUUAAUCUAGGGUCUCCAAUUGCCCAAGGGUUGUGUUUUUUUUUUUUUUAUAUAUUCAGUGGACAAUCAAUCCGCGGCGGGGCUUAGAAAGUGGACAGCCGAAAUGUUAACGACUUUCCUAACAAAUUAAUUUCAAAGCCAGGUCAUUGCCGAGGGGAGAAUGUGAAAAUGUGUCCCUCGCCGGCUCUAAUUAAUUGAUGGGCCGUCGUAUAAAUUUGUGAAAGCCAACGCCGUGGGCUUACAAUGAACGCCUUUUAUGCGUUUAUAACUCUAUUUACUAUUUUAGCCAUUUUCAUUGUCUCGCUUCUCGCAUCUGGAGAGGUUGCCCAAAAAAUCUCUUGUCAGCUCGUUUUGUGUUUGUGCAUGGAGUGGUCUUUGUUAAUGGCAGUUCUUAAAAGGCCAUAAAGUUGCUUUAUGCGCCCAUGAAAUUAAUAUGCACACCAUUAUUGGACAUGAUUAUAAAAUA
Drosophila sechellia is the source of this 1629-nucleotide messenger RNA. It is a transcript of the gene Art6, whose product is annotated as Arginine methyltransferase 6. The transcript is spliced from 2 exons. Lineage: Eukaryota; Metazoa; Arthropoda; Insecta; Diptera; Drosophilidae. The record is from RefSeq and is a predicted model, not a curated record. The coding region runs from base 66 to 1091 and encodes 341 amino acids. Gene Ontology annotation, cellular component: nucleus. Gene Ontology annotation, molecular function: protein-arginine omega-N asymmetric methyltransferase activity; protein-arginine omega-N monomethyltransferase activity; histone methyltransferase activity. Gene Ontology annotation, biological process: peptidyl-arginine methylation, to asymmetrical-dimethyl arginine; chromatin remodeling.